GCUCACGCACCCGGAACAAUGAAUUCCAGGAUGUCUCUCUUCGCAAUUAGCCCGUUCGUGCUUCCUGCCGCGGAAAAACUGGCAAAAAAACAAAAACCAUGGACGAGAUGAGUGAUUCGUGCCAACAAGACGGUUCUGCCUGUGUCGCUGUGUGGACGUGACUGCUUCUGCCAUUCGAAUUUGUUGGGAUAUAUACUCCUCCGCAGAAGAGGAAAAUGGCGGUCUACUUAGACACCCGCGUGGAAGAUUCGUCUUCGGCGUCAACAAAGACACACGCAGCCUGGCAUCGAGAUCAUCCAAUCUUGGCUGUGAGUGUCUUUGAGAAGGACACCAGUCAGGGAGCGAUCCGCCUGUUUUCCGACGACGGCACCGCGUUGCAAGGUGAGCUUCCGCGCAAGGAAUCCCUGCAGGUCACCUUCUUGUCCUGGCACCCGACCCUGCCCCUUUUGGCAAUGGGAUGGGAAAGUGGAGAGGUCUGCGUUUGGAACCAUCUGUCGAAGACAUUGCACGAACCGCAGACGCAACACAAAAGGGCCGUAUCCCGACUGCAGUGGAGUGACGGUGGGAGCAGAAUCAUCUCUAUUGAUUCAGUUGGGACCUGUAUUGGUUGGAAAGUGGACGCUGGGCGAGGCUCUUUGGGCACCGUAUUCUACCAUGAGCUACGGGACUCUCUUACGGACAUUACCUUCAGACACCGCUACUCCAAAGGCAACACCGAGAUUGGUCGCCUCGCCAGAGCGGCCGUUGAAGGGGACGAAGAGGCACUAAACCUCUUCUCGGAUUGGCAGAAGCUCAAGGAAGACGAAAACGCAAGAGAGGUCCACAUGUCCGAUUCCCACGACUUCUAUGUUGGUUCUACAACGGGUGUCAUCUACUUUGUCAGCGAGAACGGAAGCUGCGGUGAUGUGCUUCAAAUGGAUGGUGGUGUGGCGCGCCUGGUCCACUACGCCGCCAAGGACAUGUUGGUUGCCAUCACGGAUACGCUUGUCCUUGCGCAGUUCGCCAUUGCCGAAGAUGGUUCUUUAACGGAACAAAGUCGCGUCAAACUGAGUGGACACGGAGCGCGGGUCAGUGUUAUUUGGGUGGGUGAGGGUUUGAUCGCUGUCAUCGCUGGUGAGAGCUCAGCGAGGCUGCUUCACCUAGAGACUGGAGAAACAACUGUCUUGCUCUUACCUGAGGCGGAACUUAACGAGACGGUUUCUUGCAUAGUGGCCGAUAUGCUGGGAAGCUCACUGGCUGUUGGUACGAGCGCAGGUCGGGUUAUUGUUUGGAAACGCUUAGACAAAGACUGGAAACCGAGGCCAUCGAUUCAGCUGACGAAUUCUGUUAAGGAAUUGACGUGGUGUGAAUCUCGUAGGUUGCUUGGAACCAUAACGACUGAAGAUGUGUUCAUACUUUUUGAACAGGACGCCUGCUUUAACUUCAAAGACGGUCGUCUCGCGUUACAGAUGGCAGCCAAACAAGUGUUUGUCGAGACUGUUUCUAAUAGCAGUCACCUUUUGUUGCAGACAGAGAUACCGGUUAAAGGCUUGUUUGUAAGUCAGAACAACCUCGCUGUGUCUAAUGGAAAGCGGCUGCUUUUUUAUGAAGCGUUACCUGGCAGCAAGGUCGCGAAAUUCAUGGGGGGCGUGAACACAGUUUCUCCAUUGGUGGCCCUUCAUGAGACCAGUGCGUACCUUGUCGAAGAUGGAAAACUGCAGGCGAAGAGCUUUCAGGGCAUCCUCAAGCAGGCUAUCCACUUAGUGGAAGAGGAAGGAAAUGUCGUAUGCAUCGACAUUUGCGGUUCUUUCUUAGUACUCGGUAUGUCCAAGGGUUACAUUCGGGUCUGGGACCUCAGCCGACGAGAGGCUAAGCUGCAUGCAGGUCUCAAGACCCUAGCCACUUUGCUUAAGACUGAUGGCAACGAAUCGCUAAUGAUCAAGAGCGUCAAGUGCAAUUGCAAAGGAAACAAAGUAAGUGUUUUACUAGUAAGUGCUCAAACAGACAACGAAUCAAACCAGCAGGCUAAAGGACACCCCAUUCUCUACGUAUGGAAUCUGGACGAUGACUCCGUUUUCGAGUAUAACUUUGAAAUUGGGAAGAGUGGUAAUGAAUGCAACACAAAGCAAGCUGCAACUUGUAAAAGUUCAGAAGUAUGUGGACGUGCUCCAGUGUCUCAUUACUGGGAUGACACUGACCAAAGACUUCUUGUUUGCGAGGCACAGAUGCAAUUGGGAGGACGCUCCAAGUCGGCAGCUUCGAGUGUGAGUGAGCUGAGGAGAGCCGAAGUGGUCGUCGUGCCAAUGUUCGUGACAACUGAGCACGGGAUCUUGGUUCAGGACGUAUUUCGAUUGGACAGCGACAGAUUCCGCCUCAUGGGCGUACAAGUACCCCACUUCUACCUUCUUGGAAAAGAUGUGAUUGAUUGGCUCGAGCUAAAACGGUCUAAAUCCGCAUCGUCAUUGGUCGAGAAGGUUCCUGGCUCUAAGCAUGUCUUCCGGCUUCCGAUGAGGGACUUCGUUGGCUUGGAAGAUUGUGACAGCAGUGUUAGAGAAGCCAUUAUGACGUUUAGCUUCUUCCUGACGCUCGGUGACAUGGAUGAGGCCUUCAAGGCCAUCAAGGCGAUUACAAACCAAGCCGUGUGGGAGAAUAUGGCAAAAAUGUGCGUGCAGACAAAGCGGCUCGACGUGGCGAAGAUUUGUCUUGGUAAAAUGGGCCACGCUCGAGGAGCCUGGGCACUUCGACAGGCAGAGGAUGAGCCUGAAAUAGAAGCUCGAGCUGCCAUAUUAGCUCUUCAGCUUGGCAUGAUUCAAGAGGCCGAAGACCUAUUGGAAGCUUGUGGAAGGUACGACCUUCUUAUCAAGCUCUUCGAAGAUUCAAAUCAAUGGGAGCGGGCCAUACAAGUUGCUCAAACCCACGAUAGGAUCCGCCUACGUGCCACAUACCACAACUAUGCUCAGCAUCUUGAGGCUUCGGGAGACAUUGAGAAAGCCAUUCAGAUGUACGAAAAGUCGGAAACACACCUCUUUGAGGUGCCUCGGAUGUUGUUUGACGAACCCCAAGCCUUGGAGCAGUAUAUGCGGAACAGCAGAAAUAAGGACAUGCUGAAGUGGUGGGCUCAGUACAUGGAAAGUAUCGGCGAAAUGGAAGCAGCGUUACAAUUCUAUGAAGCAUCCGAAGAUUAUUUGUCACUUCUCAGGGUACACUGCUACUUCAACAACGUGGAGAAGGCAUGUGAAAUCGCUAAUGAGACCGGGGACAGAGCAGCUUGUUUCCAUUUAGCCCGCUACCUUGAGAACCAAGACAAUAUCCCCGAGGCAGUGCACUUCUUUAGCAGAGCGAAGGCCUACAGUAACGCUAUUCGCGUUUGCAAGGAAAACCAAAUGGACGAGCAGCUGUUCAACCUAGCACUGUUGGCUAACCAGAAGGAAACACUGGAAGCAGCGCGCUACUUCGAGCAGCGACAGGGGGCUCUAGAGAAAGCCGUGACCCUCUAUCAGAAAGGGGGUUGGUCUACGAAAGCAGCGGAGCUGGCGCUGCAGUCAGGAGACCUAGGGGCCUUGCAGCAAGCCGCCCAAGAACUUGGUCCUAAUGCCGACCCGAAUCUGGUUAAGACGACUGCGGAGCGACUCGCUGCCGUCGGUAAGCAAGACCAGGCGGUCUUGCUCCUGUCUGCAAGCGGGCAAAACGAGAGGGCGCUAGAGUUGUGCUUGCAGUCGAACGUUAUUAUCACGGAGGAACUAGCCGAAACGUUGAGUCAAAACCUGAGCAAGUCCGACAAGACGAAGUCAUCGAGGAUACUGGAGAAAAUUGCCGAAUGCUGCAUGAAGCAAGAAAACUACCACCUAGCUGCCAAAAAAUUUACGCAGUCCGGCAACAAAGUACAGGCCAUGAAGGCCCUGCUCAAAUCCGGAGACACGAGCAAGAUAAUCUUUUUUGCGGGCGUAUCGAGGCAGGCUGAGAUCUAUGUCCUAGCAGCUAACUACCUUCAGUCAUUAGACUGGCGCCAGAACCCAGAUAUUAUGAAACAUAUUGUAACGUACUACACCAAGGCCCGAGCAUAUGACCUCCUUUCUGGGUUUUAUGAAUCGUGCGCACAGGUAGAAAUAGAGGAAUAUCAAAACUACGAGAAGGCACUGGGCGCUCUAAACGAAGCACAAAACUGUCUGAUGCAGAGCGGGGAAAAUCCGCCAAAAAAGCUAGCCAGACUCCGAGCACAGAUGGAGAAUGUGCGAAGAUACGUCGCCACUCAGCGACUGUACACCGACAGUCCUUCAGAGGCGAUCGCUCAGUGUCAGGAACUGAUCCAGCUCAAUCCCGAGCCAGCCGUUCGACGAGGUGACAUAUUUGCGUUCAUGGUUCAGCACUACGUAAACAACAAAGAUUUCAGCGCGGCACGUGCCUGCCUGGAAGACAUGCAAGCGACGAUUCCGAACGUGAAUAUCUCGCAGUUUUUAGACGGAGAGGUCCUCAGAGCUGUGUACGGUUCAUCGACGAACCCGCGGGAAAUGCAGAAGUUUUCCCUGCUAGCGAAGCAGAGCAUGAGAAAUGGCUUGAACGGGUUUGAAAGUGACGGUCAUGAUAGUUCUGGAGAUGAGGUUGAAGAAGACGUGUCGGCCGUCGACGGUGGUAUUUGAGACAAGCGCGACUUUGAAGUGCCGACCAAGGAGGGAAGAGAGUGAAAGGAAAAGAACAAGCCCGUGUAACACACUUCUUUGUUAUUGCAAGCGUCGUUCCUAAUGAGAGGAGUUUGUCGGUCUCCUUUUGCAAUUCGCAGUCCGAAAGGUGAGGCUGGAAGGUUCGAUAGUGAAGUUCUAAUAAAAAACUUAAAU
Ixodes scapularis (black-legged tick) is the source of this 4811-nucleotide messenger RNA. It is a transcript of the gene rempA, whose product is annotated as intraflagellar transport protein 140 homolog. The transcript has a single exon. The record is from RefSeq and is a predicted model, not a curated record. Gene Ontology annotation, biological process: intraciliary retrograde transport. Gene Ontology annotation, cellular component: intraciliary transport particle A; axoneme; ciliary basal body. Gene Ontology annotation, molecular function: protein binding. Lineage: Eukaryota; Metazoa; Arthropoda; Arachnida; Ixodida; Ixodidae. The coding region runs from base 216 to 4616 and encodes 1466 amino acids.